Acanthosepion pharaonis is the source of this 2058-nucleotide messenger RNA. The record is from the annotation of a GenBank genome assembly. Lineage: Eukaryota; Metazoa; Mollusca; Cephalopoda; Sepiida; Sepiidae.
AUGAGCAUUCACUCUCACGUUUUCUUUCUCUCAUUUUCUCUCUUCCUCUCCUCUCCCUUCCACAUUCUAUCCCUCUCCUCUCCCUUCCACAUUCUAUCCCUCUCCUCUCUCUCUCUCCCACAUUCUAUCCCUCUCCUCUCUCUCUCUCUCCCACAUUCAUCCCUCUCCUCUCUCUCUCUCUCUCCCACAUUCUCCCUCUCCUCUCCCACAUUCUCCUCUCCUCUCUCUCCCACAUCCUAUCCCUCUCCUCCUCUCUCUCUCCCGUUCCAUCCUUCUCCUCUCUCUUUCUCUUCCACGUUCUAUCCUCUCCUCUCUUUCUCUUCCACGUUCUAUCCUUCUCCUCUCUUUUCUCUUCCACGUUCCCAUCCCUCUCCUCUCUCUCUCUUUUCUUCCCCCUCCUCUCUCUCUUCCCCAUCCCUCUCCUCUCUCCUUCUCUUCUAUCCCCGCCUCUCUCUCUCUUCCCGUUCUAUCCUUCUCCUCUCUUUCUCUUCCCGUUCUAUCCCUCUCCUCUCCUCUCUCUCUCUCUCUUUCUCUUCCAUGUUCUAUCCCUCUCAUCUCUCCCCUUCCACAUUCUCUAUCCCUCCUCAUUCUCAUCUCUCUCUCCUCCACAUUCUAUCCCCUCCUCUCUCUCUCUCUCUCCCACAUUCUAUCCCUCUCCUCUCUCUCUCUCCCACAUUCUAUCCCUCUCCUCUCCUCUCUCUCCCACGUUCUAUCCUUCUCCUCUCUCUUUCUCUUCCACGUUCUAUCCUUCUCCUCUCUCUUUCUCUUCCACGUUCUAUCCCUCUCCUCUCUCUUUCUCUUCUACGUUCUAUCCCUCUCUCUCUCUCUCUCUUCCACGUUCCAUCCCUCCUCUCUCUCUCUUCCACGUUCUAUCCCUCUCCUCUCUCUCUCUCUUCCACGUUCUAUCCCUCUCUCUCUCUCUUCCUUCUAUCACUCUUCUCUUCCUUCUCUAUCCUCCUCUCUCUUUCUCUUCCACGUUCCAUCCCUCUCCUCUCUUUCUCCACGUUCUAUCCUCUCUCUCUCUUUCUCUUCCACGUUCUAUCCCUCUCAUCUCUCUCUCUCUUCCCGUUCUAUCCCUCUCAUCUCUCUCUCUCUUCCACGUUCUAUCCCUCUCCUCUCUCUUUCUCUUCCACGUUCUAUCCCUCUCCUCUCUCUUUUCUUCCACGUUCUAUCCUUCUCCUCUCUCUUCCACGUUCUAUCCUUCUCUCUCUCUCUCUUCCACGUUCUAUCCUUCGCCUCUCUUUUCUUCCACGUUCUAUCCUCUCCUCUCUCUUUCUCUUCCCAUUCUAUCCCUCUCUCUCUCUCUUCCACGUUCCCUAUCCUUCUCCCUCUCUUUCUCUUUCCUUCUCCUCUCUCUUUCUCUUCCAUUCUAUCCCUCUCCUCUCUCUCUCUCUUCCACGUUCCAUCCCUCUCCUCUCUCUCUCUUCCACAUUCUAUCCCUCUCCCUCUCUCUCUUCCACGUUCUCCAUCUCCUCUCUCUUUCUCUUCCACGUUCCAUCCUCCUCUCUCUCUCUCUUCCACGUUCUCAUCCCUCUCUCUCUCUCUCUUCCAUGUUCUAUCAUUCUCCUCUCUCUUUCUCUUCCACGUUCUAUCCCUCUCCUCUCUCUCUCUCUUCCACGUUCUAUCCUUCUCCUCUCUCUCUCUCUUCCACGUUCUAUCCCUCUCCUCUCUCUUUCUCUUCCACGUUCUAUCCUCUCUCUCUCUUCCACGUUCUAUCCCUCCCUCUCUCUCUUCCACGUUCUAUCCUUCUCCUCUCUCUCUCUUCCACGUAUCCCUCUCCUCUCUCUCUCUCUUCCACGUUCUAUCCCUCUCCUCUCUCUCUCUCUUCCACGUUCUAUCCCUCUCCUCUCUCUCUCUUCUCUUCCACGUUCUCUCCUCUCUCUCUCUCUCUCUUCCUAUUCUAUCUCCUCUCUCUCUCUCUUCCACGUUCUAUCCUUCUCCUCUCUCUUUCUCUUCCACGUUCUAUCCCUCUCCUCUCUCUCUCUCUUCCACGUUCUAUCCCUCUCCUCUCUCUCUCUCUUCCACGUUCUAUCCCUCUCCUGUCUCUCUCUCACAUAG